Messenger RNA from Hyla sarda, 1581 nucleotides. RefSeq names its product E3 ubiquitin-protein ligase TRIM39-like. Gene Ontology annotation, molecular function: protein binding. The record is from RefSeq and is a predicted model, not a curated record. Bases 1 to 1119 code for a protein of 372 amino acids. NCBI's taxonomy places the organism in Eukaryota, Metazoa, Chordata, Amphibia, Anura, Hylidae. The transcript has a single exon.
AUGUGUGCUUCUUGUAUGAUGGAUAGAAGUCACCGAGGCCACCAGGUGGAACCACUGGAUAAAGCCCUCGAGAAGAGGAAAGACAAACUGCGAGAGGUCCUGGAGAGAGUCAACUCAAAGACACAAGAGAUUGAGAAAAUACUUCAGAAUCUGACCGGGAAUGUGUCUAAAAUACAAGGAAAGGCAAAUGGUCUAACAAAGGGAAUCAAUGAGCUGUUCGAAGACGUGAUAAGACAACUUGAAGUCCUAAAAGAUACUCUGACCGCUGAAGUCUUGUUAAAGACAGAACAGAGUUUACUCCCUAUGACUGAUCACAUCCAAGAGCUGGAGGAAGAGAAAAAGGAGCUGCUUAGGAGUAAAUGUCGCAUCGAGGAGCUGUGCCAUAUGGACAAUCCCUUUACUGUCCUACAAGAACAUCAGCGUGGUCUUCACGACAGAGUCACACGAAGCGAUGCACACAGCUCCCAGGAGUUAGAUGUGGGUCAGAUCACAAGAACACUACAGACAAGGUUAGCAGAUAUAACAUCAGGGGGGAUUCUGUGUUUCUACAUGCAGGAACCUACAGACCUACUACUGGAUGUAACCACAGCCUCUAACAAUGUCCACAUAUCCGAAGACCGCAGAUCUGCCACCUACACAGAAUUUGUCCAGAACCUCCCGGACUCAUCACAGAGAUUCCCACUGAUCUCUCAAGUAUUGAGCACCAGAGGUUUCUCCUCAGGAAGACAUUACUGGGAUGUGGAGACAAGCCACACUGGGAACUGGAGAGUGGGGGUGUGCUAUCCCAGUAUGGACAGGAAAGGAGGCCUGUCCAACAUUGGAUAUAAUAGCAAAUCCUGGUGUCUUAGAAGGUGCUUUGGGGAGUUGGGAUUGAGGCAUAAUUCUCAGUGCCUCCCAUUGUCUCAGGUUUCCUCCUGCAAUCAUAUGAGAGUCUAUCUGGACUAUGAGGCUGGCCAGCUGUCCUUCUAUGAGCUGUCUGACUCCAUCAGACAUUUACAUACCUUCACCGCCACUUUCACUGAGCCUCUACACGCUGCAUUUAUGGUAUUUGAAGGAUGGCUGAGAGUCAAAGGGACCAGACCAGGCGGAACUGUCAGGGACAGUGGUGUUGGAUUAUAACAUGGUAGAGAUGUCUCCGAGAACCCCCGAUUACGAGUACAUGCCCUCUCUGACCACUCGGCUGACCGCUGUAUUAGGGGGUUGGGAGAAAUGUUGGACCAUUUGAAGUUCAGCUGCUGUAUAAAAUGUAUCACCAAUUUAUAGGGGUUAUCCAGAGUUUUCAAAAAAAAAUAAAUUUAUAUGGUGCUGAAGCGGAAGGAGAAUAGGAAAAAACCUAUACUUACCCUAGUCUUCUGCAGGUCCCCUGAUCGUCUCUUCUUUUGGAUUCCAGGACCUGCCGUCUCAGCCAAUCAUUGGAUGUAGCAGUGUCCCAUCUUGGUCAGUGACUGGCUGAGCCGGCUGGUGCUGCAACAAGCGCUCGACUCCGAACAGCAAAGGAGAGGAUUGGGGGACUGGGAAUGAUGGGGAUGAGGGUAAGUAUAGGUUUCUUUUCACUACCCCAGCACUAUGUCAUUUUUUAGA